Amoebophrya sp. A25 is the source of this 638-nucleotide messenger RNA. The record is from the annotation of a GenBank genome assembly. Lineage: Eukaryota; Dinophyceae; Syndiniales; Amoebophryaceae.
CACAGGAAUUAGUGCCGACGACCGAGGGACCUGCAUCUGCAAGCACUGCGACACCGCCAGCGACUCCAGCAGUCGAAAACAAAGCGCUAGUUAUCGAUAAUCCUUGUUGGACGCCUGGGACGCAUUACAAUUUCGCGUUCUGUUGCGACACGGAUGUAUUUGGGGAACGCGGAAAUGCCGAGUGUUGGGAUGAGACAUUCAAUUACAACAUCUGCUGUGUCGAGGAAGCCUGGCUACGAAGGCAAAACAUGACUGAAAAUCCGGCAAUGGCAGGGAGCGGUGGGGGACUCGAAUCAGCGGCAUUUAUACGUCGCCGUGACGUGCUCAAGACCUGCUUGCAGGAUUAUGAGGUACUGCAUCUGUUUCUGUAGUAGGUUCUGUGAAAUGAAAAUCAAAGUUUUUUAAUCCAUCUGUAUUUUGUUGUAUGUGGUAGUGGUACUCGUUCAACAUCAUUCAGCCACUGAGUUGUCUGCUAAAACGAUUCUUGCAGGUGAUGUACACGAAGCUGAUGCAAUGGUCUGGCUUUCGUGAGCAGCCCUUCGGCGACCCAGCUAGUUGCAAAGCCGUCGGUCGACGUUUCUUCUGGGUGAUCUUGAACAGCGUGAUGAUGGGAUUUUGCGCGCCAACGAGCUGCGACC